AAUGGAAGUUUUGCUGCCAAAACUUCCAUCUUUCAAGUUCUCAAGCCCCAUUUGUUGCUGUUCAAUAAGCACUAGGAGCUCUUCUUAUGUGAAAUUCGGAUUCCGUCGAUUUUCUUCUCUAUCUGUUUGUGCAUCAACCGCUAAUGAAGCUGUAGCUGAACCAUCCCUUGGUUCCCCUUCUUUGGGGCACACCACAAGACCCCAUUUUCCUAUACUUCACCAGGAAGUAAAUGGCUCAAAACUUGUUUACUUAGACAAUGCAGCAACUUCUCAGAAGCCUACCGUUGUUUUGAAGACACUGCAAAGCUACUACGAAGCAUACAAUUCGAAUGUACAUCGGGGCAUACAUUUCUUGAGUGCAAAGGCCACGGAUCAGUAUGAAGCAGCUAGAAGGAAGGUUGCAAGUUUUAUAAAUGCUUCUGACUCCAGUGAAAUUGUAUUUACGAGAAAUGCUACUGAAGCUAUCAAUCUAGUGGCUUAUUCUUGGGGCUUGUCAAAUUUAAAAAGAGAUGAUGAGAUUAUACUUACGGUUGCUGAACAUCACAGUGCGAUUGUUCCUUGGCAACUACUAGCUCAAAAAGUUGGGGCUGUUUUGAAAUUUGUGAACUUAAACCAAUAUGAAAUUCCAGAUAUGGACAAAUUGAAAGAACUGCUGUCAAGGAAGACCAAGUUAGUUGUUGUCCAUCAUGUUUCAAAUGUGCUUGCUUCGGUACUUCCUGUUAGAGAUAUUGCUAACUGGGCUCAUGAUGUUGGAGCAAAAGUGCUUGUAGAUGCCUGUCAGAGUGUUCCACACAUGACAGUUGAUGUUCACAGCCUCAAUGUUGAUUUUCUUGUUGCUUCUUCUCACAAGAUGUGUGGGCCUACAGGUGUUGGAUUCUUAUAUGGUAAAAUAGACCUCUUGUCGUCCAUGCCUCCCUUUUUAGGUGGUGGUGAAAUGAUUUCAGAUGUAUUUCUUGAUCAUUCAACUUAUGCUGAACCUCCAUCCAGAUUUGAGGCCGGAACACCAGCAAUUGGGGAAGCAAUUGGUUUAGGAGCAGCAAUUGAUUACUUAUCUGGGAUUGGUAUGCAAACCAUACAUGAUUAUGAGGUGGAGCUGGGAAGAUAUCUUUAUGAAAGGCUCCUUUCAAUCCCAAAUAUUCGCAUCUAUGGGCCGGCACCUUCAGAAAAAAUUAAACGAGCUGCACUUUGUUCUUUCAAUGUUGAAAAUAUUCACGCAACCGAUCUUGCAACAUUUCUUGAUCAACAGCAUGGAGUGGCUAUCAGAUCGGGUCACCAUUGCACCCAACCCCUCCAUCGGUACUUGGGAGUCAAUGCAAGUGCACGUGCAAGUCUCUAUUUCUAUAACACUAAGGAGGAUGUUGACAAUUUUAUCCAGGCCCUCAAUGACACAGUUUAUUGUCAAGCAGCACAGGCAAUGGAGAGCCCUGUACCACCUCCCGCUGCUCCAAAGGUUCGAUCAGGUCAUCACCAAGACUGGCGAGUCCCCAAUCCUUCCCUCAACCGGUACUAG
Messenger RNA from Arachis ipaensis, 1510 nucleotides. RefSeq names its product cysteine desulfurase 1, chloroplastic. The record is from RefSeq and is a predicted model, not a curated record. NCBI's taxonomy places the organism in Eukaryota, Viridiplantae, Streptophyta, Magnoliopsida, Fabales, Fabaceae. Gene Ontology annotation, molecular function: pyridoxal phosphate binding; cysteine desulfurase activity.